AUGUUGUAUUCUAAAGUCCGCUCCAUGCACAGCAUACGACUCAUCGUCUCUUGGCCCAGCCUACGGAAACGACCAUCGAGGAAUCUAGAAGCUGUCAGUCCGACGAGGUCAAGAUCACCUUCUCUCACUUCUGCACCUGCGACUUCAAACGUAGCCGACUUUUCACCAGGCGUGUCCAAUACACCUGGGAGUAUUGACACAGAAGCAUCACACAGUCCCUUCUCCAGAGGAUUGAUGACACCCGAACAAGGCCAAGAAUGUCUUGACAUGUUCCGAAGUCGAAUGUCGCCUCACUUUCCCUUUGUCAUGAUUCAAGAAUCGGUCACUAUUCAGAGCCUGUCCCAGGAUAAACCUGCAUUAUGUGUGGCCGUACUCGCAGCAUCCUGCCAUGAACAUCGCAGGCUUCAACGAGAACUCGGCAAGCUGUUUCAUGAGAUCGUCCUUGUGCGUAUGAUGAAGGGACCCUUUGCAACUCUCGACAUGCUACAGGGAUUAUUAGUCCAUCUAGCGUGGGCGCAUUAUCAUCAUGGGACCAUGAAGUACACACAACAUUUAUCGCUUGCCGCCAGUAUAAUCUCAGACAUGAGACUCGAUAGACCACGAAUAGCAAGUCUAUGGGCAUUGAGUAGAGAGAAUAAACAUGCGAUUGGUGAGAUGACGCAUGAUGAGCAGAGAGCGUUAGCAGGGACUUAUUAUCUUUCCUCAAGCUCUGCAGUAUUGCUGCAAAAGUCUCAUCAUUUUAGAUACUCACCUUACAUCCUUGAGUGCUGCCACAAGCUCCUAGCGACAGGCUCAUUUCCGACUGACAGACAUCUGCCGUAUAUCAUCUAUCUCCAAAAGCUUACCGAAGAAGUCGACGAUGCUGUCAUUGAAGCUUCAGGUACCGUCCGUGGAUCAAGGCAGGGGCAUCUCCCUGCAGAGCUUCAAAGGAUCCGAGAACGGUAUACGUCCACAAAGUCAUCCCUCCCAUUCCCUCUAAGCGAAAGUCCCACAAUUCUUCUACAACUCCACGUACUCGACCUCAUCAUCUGUCAACCCUCGCCGGAUGGCAUCUCUUACGGCCCAAACGGUUUCCAAAGCCUUCAACAAGGUGCAGACCAAAACCGCUUUCUCGACUGGUUGUCGCAAAGCAUGUCGGCCGCCAAGUCCCUCAUCAGCGUGGUACUCCUCCUACCCCAAGGCGAAGAGGAUAGCAUGCCCAACAUAGGCUGGAUCAUGUUGUACUGCGCAGUUUCACUCGCUGUGCGUCUUGACCUUGUUGCCGCACAGCCAGAGAAUGCACAGACUGCAGGUCAUCUCCGUCGAAUUCUCGAUAUGUCGCAUACGCUGCGUCAGAUCGUUUUGAGGAUGGAGGCUGCUUCGGGGCCUGACACGGGUGAUACCGAGCCAAGUCCAUACUGGGAUCUUGCGAGGCGUGCGAGGAGGAUAGAGAGGUGGUAUCUUGAACGGUGCGGACCUGUUGAGUCGCCUGAUGUAGGGAGUAUAUUUGCAUCAAGCGAGCCGUCACCUGCAAACCCCUUUUCUGGAGUAGAGAUGGAAUUCACCCCAUCCUCGUUCCAGGAUGCAAGUAUGGUGCCAAGUCUACAAAUUACAGGUGAACCGGAACCUGAACCAUGGAUGACAAAUCUGCUGGCAGAUCUUGAAGUCGAUCCGGGAAUGGAGAGUUUGCUCUUCACAGGCCCAUUUGACUUUUUGGGUGAGCGGUGA
Fusarium poae is the source of this 1707-nucleotide messenger RNA. RefSeq lists its product as uncharacterized. The transcript has 5 exons. The coding region runs from base 1 to 1707 and encodes 568 amino acids. Gene Ontology annotation, molecular function: transcription cis-regulatory region binding; DNA-binding transcription factor activity, RNA polymerase II-specific. Gene Ontology annotation, biological process: regulation of DNA-templated transcription. Lineage: Eukaryota; Fungi; Ascomycota; Sordariomycetes; Hypocreales; Nectriaceae. Gene Ontology annotation, cellular component: nucleus. The record is from RefSeq and is a predicted model, not a curated record.